Messenger RNA from Cryptomeria japonica (Japanese cedar), 822 nucleotides. RefSeq names its product xyloglucan endotransglucosylase/hydrolase protein 24-like. Gene Ontology annotation, cellular component: cell wall; apoplast. Gene Ontology annotation, molecular function: hydrolase activity, hydrolyzing O-glycosyl compounds; xyloglucan:xyloglucosyl transferase activity. The record is from RefSeq and is a predicted model, not a curated record. Lineage: Eukaryota; Viridiplantae; Streptophyta; Pinopsida; Cupressales; Cupressaceae. Gene Ontology annotation, biological process: xyloglucan metabolic process; cell wall biogenesis. The transcript is spliced from 4 exons. The coding region runs from base 1 to 822 and encodes 273 amino acids.
AUGGCGCUGCUCUUUUUAUGUUUAUUCUUAAUCCACAUUGGUUUUUCCCACCAUGUCUCUGCAGAUUUCAACAGCGACUUUGAUAUCAUGUGGGGUAAUGACCACGUUAGGAUACUUGACAACGGCCAGCAAUGGCAACUAACUCUUGACAAUUCCUCAGGUUCAGGAAUCCAAUCGAAGAGUGAAUAUCUGUUUGCUAAAAUUGAUAUGCAAAUCAAAUUGGUGCCCGGUAACUCGGCAGGCACUGUAACAGGUUACUAUCUGUCGUCUCAAGGGGAUAAGCACGAUGAAAUAGACUUUGAGUUUCUGGGAAAUCUGUCUGGAGAUCCCUAUAUCAUGCACACUAAUUUGUUCUCUCAAGGCAAAGGCAAUCGUGAGCAGCAAUUCUACCUCUGGUUUGAUCCCACUGCAGAUUUCCACAAUUACUCUGUGCUCUGGAAUCCCCAACUAAUUGUGUUUUCUGUGGAUGGAACUCCAGUGAGAGUGUUUAAGAACAUUGAGAAUUUGGGUGUGGCGUAUCCUAAGAAUCAGAGCAUGACAUUAUAUUCGAGUCUGUGGAACGGAUCUGAUUGGGCAACUAGAGGUGGUGCUGUGAAGAUCGACUGGAGCAAAGCCCCCUUCGUUGCCUCAUACCAAAAUUUGAAUGCACAGGUGUGCACUUCUUCCUCUGAUUGCUCUGCAAAUUCAUGGUAUAGUAAAGCAGCAUUGGAUUCGAGUGAGCAGCAGAAGCUUCAAUGGGUACGCAAGAAGUAUAUGAUAUAUGAUUAUUGUUCCAACACGAAAUGGUUUCCACUGGCCCCUCCUGCUGAAUGCACCCAUUAG